AUGAACACAACCGAGAAGUUUUAUCUUUCCGUUGAUGGCAUCGCCGAAACGUUCAAACCGUGCGCCGAUCAUCACCAACUGGGUUUACGAACGGCCGGCGGGAAAAAAAUCCCUCUUCCCAAAUUGACCAGUUUACACCGCAAAUCAUCUCCCAGUCCCAGCCGGCGACUCCAGAGCAAAGUCCACAGCCAGCACCCGUCAAACCCCGGCGUCAAAGUCUCGAAUAUAUCGAAGGCGAGCAUGGGCAUCAUCAAGACCGUCAGAGCGCGGUGGAGACAGCGGGAUAAGAGAGGGGGGGUCGCCAGGUCCUCCAGCACCGGCGACCAGCGGCCAUCAUCUGAUCGGCUCCGGCGGAGGCGCGUAGAACCGCUGACGACACCGGCUCUGACCAAGCCGAGGAACUGUCGGAGAAUAGUGGUGCUUGGCGCACCGAAAGUUGGCAAGACUAACAUUCUCCAGCGGUUCCUGGGUGGCGAAUUUGAAGAGCACUACGAACCCACAUCCGAGGACUUCAGCAGGAAACUGUACCAGAUACGAGGCGAAACUUACCAGAUUGACAUUGUGGACGCGGCGAGGGAGAGAGACUUUCCCGCCAAACGGAGGCUCACCAUACUGACAGGUGACAUUUUCCUGCUGGUGUUCAGCCUGGACGACAGGGGGACGCUGACGGAGGUCUGCGAGUUGCGCGACGAGAUCAGGGCGGCGAAGGCGAAGCUGAUGAAGCCGAAGGACGCCGGCAAAGUGCCAGUGGUGAUAUGCGGGAACAAGGCGGACCUGCGCGCGCAGCGGGUCGUCGGCCGGUCGGAGACGGAGGGGGUCCUCGGCGAGGGCGCCGCCUUCUUCGAGACCUCGGCGAAAGAGGGCACCGGGCUUGAGGACGUGUUCGGGGCCCUGGCCGCGCUCGGCGGACUGCCGGUCGAGACCAGCCCGUCAGCGCAUCGGACCGUGUCCGUCGUCGCCUAUCAGUCACUGCGCGCCGUGCGCCGCCCCGGCGCGCCGUGCGCCGCCGUUUUCCCGCUGGCGCGCCGGCCGAGCUUCCGCAGCGACCUGCGGCAGGUGCUCGGCCCGAGCGCCAAACCCGGCAAAACCGAGAGGUGCCACGUUCAAUGA
Lampris incognitus (smalleye Pacific opah) is the source of this 1110-nucleotide messenger RNA. It is a transcript of the gene rasd2a, whose product is annotated as RASD family member 2a. The transcript is spliced from 3 exons. Gene Ontology annotation, molecular function: GTP binding; GTPase activity. The coding region runs from base 1 to 1110 and encodes 369 amino acids. Lineage: Eukaryota; Metazoa; Chordata; Actinopteri; Lampriformes; Lampridae. The record is from RefSeq and is a predicted model, not a curated record.